GCGGUCGCCUUUGCGCGGUCCGCACUCCGCGUUCCGUACGUUCCAGCGUUCGGUGUGCGUUCGUUCCGUGCGCGUCGCGUCAGCACGCUCAGCUGUUGUCCCGCACUCGCCGUGAAAUGACAGUUCCGCCGCGGCGGCGGUGCUGGUGUACGAUGUGGAAAUCAAUUUCGUGAAGAAGGCAGUGCUGAAUGUGAGGAGCGGCGGCAGCAACGGCGCGGGACUGCUCGACGGGCACGACGACGAGACCGAGGACGACGCGGAUCCGCGUCGGGAAAAAUGAACGGCAGUCUGGGAAUAGCGCGCGGCUCAGAGCAACAUCCACAGCGUUUCGCGGACUACUUCGUCAUAUGCGGCCUGGACAAGGAUUCGGGUCUGGAACCGGACAAAUAUUUCGCUAUUUUUGCAGGUGACUCAUUGCAAUGCACGCCGCUGGACCGGGCGUACAAAAGUAAAGUUCUAGGACAUUAUCCAGACUCGGUGCCAUGGAACCCUUUCGACGAACAUGCCGUCUGCAUGCUUUGUCUGCCAAGCGGUUUACGAUUCCGUACUCAAAAGCACUCGGUGGAGCCGACCUUCCACUCCUUCGUGCUCACGAAGGAGGACGGCCACAGAACGUACGGGUUCAGUCUCGUCUUCUACGAAGAGUGCCGCAAUCGCAAGAUAUGCGCCGCUAUGCAAACGCUGCAGGCGAUGCACAUCACGGAGCUCAGCAGCGGCCAAAACGGCACGCCACCCACCGCACGAAAGGGCCAGGACGGACACAACACGAGGUCGUUGCCGCGGCACUUCAAACUGUCAGCUCAUUCGCCGGGUGCUGCGUUAGCGUACUACGACUCUACCAAAGACAAGUUACUAGUGACCAAAUCGAUAUCUCUGCUGUGCCAGCAGCCCUACCUCCACGCGGCGAAGACGUUCCUCGAUAAUCUCUACAAAUGCGUUCCUAGACACCCUGGACCUGGCCUCAGUCUGGAGUCCUACGUGUAUAAUCUCCUGUACAAUGUGCCGGUUCCGUUGCCCGGCAAAUCGUUGAAGUUCUUCGUACCUAACGACGAGCCCGCGAAAUCUCCGCUGGAGCUGGUCAUCCACCAGCCGUCCCCGUCGCUGGAGCUGCCGAUGUUGGACUACCCCUUGAAGGACGUGUUCACGUGGCUGGGUGCGGACUGUCUGAUACAGCUGUUCACGUGCGUGCUGCUGGAGAACCAGGUACUCCUGAGGAGCACGGACUUUCACAAGCUAAUGGUGGUGUCAGAGUGCAUAACGGCGCUCCUCUUCCCGUUCUCGUGGCAACACGUCUAUGUGCCGAUAUUGCCCGCUAGUCUGCAUCACUUCUUGGACGCACCCGUGCCCUUCAUCAUGGGUCUGCACGCGCACAGCGAGGGCGGCAUGUUGAAGAUCGCUAGCGAAGCGAAUCUCUGUUAUGUAGAUAUAGAUAAACAAAGUAGCCAAUUCCCGGAAGAGUUACCCGUGUUUCCUCACAAAGUGCAGUUUAUCGCGGAGAUUAGGGCGCUUCUAAACAAGUACAAAGUACCACACUCGGGAAAGACUGAUAACAUGGUCAUAAAUUAUUACAAUGGCGACAUCAUGACCAGUAGCCUGACGCUUCCUGGCUCCGGUUUCCACCUUCCUCGCAGAAAACAUUCUCUGCAUGAUGUGCUAGAUUGGGACCGACCGGAACCUGGCCCACAGUCGGACAAUUUGCAAAGGAUAGUGGAUAUUGUUAAAAGACCAGUAAACCUAGACGAUAUCGAUCCUGUGGAGGAUAUUAUAAACGAGAAGAUACUUACGCCGCAGGAGGAGUAUCAGGAGACUCUCGUCUUCAAUAACGCUAUCAGGGAGAUGUUCCUGAAUCGUUUUGUACAAAUGUUUUCUAGUUACGAACACUUUGUUAUACAGCCAAGUCAGGAUAAGGAUGAAUGGAUCAACAAUAGGGACAGUAUGCACGUUUUCGACAAGGCUACUUUUCUAUCCGACCAGCCUACGCAGCAUCUGCCGUUCCUGUCGAGAUUCCUCGAGACGCAGAUGUUCGCGUCUCUCGUCGACAGUAAAGUGAUGUCGACGUGGAGCGAGCUCGAUUUCAACAUAAAAGUCUUCGACCAAAGGAUCUCCCUUUUGAAGAAGAAAGUCGGGGAGAGCAUUAUACGAUCGAUGCGUUACGAGCCCUGCACGAGUAUCGCGGAUACACAACAGAUAUUGGAGCAAAGAUUAACCAACGUGGACUUCGAGACGAAUCCGCCCGCGGAAAUUCUCCCGCACCGAGCGGCGUAUUUUCGGAGUUUCCCCCUGCUGGACAGCGUCGUGUUGAAUAAAGAGCCCGCGCAAAGUAUACUCCGCAGUAGAAGAGGACAGACGCAGUGGAAGUAUAAAAUGAAAUCCAUAGACGCGAACGGAAAGCCUGCGACGCCUCAGGAAUCUCAGUCACCUCGACCUCAGACUAAACUCUCGGCGGACAUGAGUCCGGCUUUGAUAGCGCAGGCUAAUUGGACAUUCGUCGAAAAAUUGCUCAAAGAUUGUAAAUCUAAGACGAAGAGAAUGCUGGUGGAGAAAAUGGGGUCGGAAGCAGUCGCGCUCGGUCAUGGCGGCGAGUCUCUGUCCGAUGUCGAGGAGAAUACUCUAGUCGCUAGUCUCUGUGAUCUACUGGAGCGGGUGUGGAGCCACGGCCUGCAAAACAAGCAGGGCAAAAGCGCGCUCUGGUCACACCUGACCAUGUAUCAGGAAUCAGAAGAAUGUAACGACGCAACCAAGUCUAUAGAUCCUAACUUUCUGUCCCCUGCUAAGAAAUCGCCGAAUAGGUUUUUCGGAAUACCGAAUCGUUUGGUUUCAUCCUUGAGAGGCAAAAGUAUGUUCGAAAUUGCGUCUUACAUCAGGGACAAUUUGAACGAUUUGUCGAAUUUACAAUUGGAGACAGACGUCUCGCCCACAAGAGGCACGGACAAGCACAAGUCGCCUGGCGAGAGGAAAACCGUAGGCCCGGAACAUCUCAGACCCUUGCCGGACUCUCUGAUUUUCGACAUUCGUAACGUCCAAGCGAUGACCGACAUCAAGACGCACAUUGGAUAUGCAAGAGCGUGGGUGCGGCUGGCACUUGAGAAAAAACUGCUGUCGCGUCAUUUGAAGACAUUACUGUCGGACAGCGCUCUGUUGAGGAGUCAAUAUAAGCGAUCGGCGUUUUUACGCUGCGAAGAGGAGAAAGAGCAAUUUUUGUACCAUCUCCUGACGCUCAACGCUGUCGACUACUUUUGCUUCACGAACAACUACCCGACGACGAAGUUGCCGUAUCGUGUCGUGAUAUUUCCCAGCCGGAAAGCGAGCGCUGCUACGACCUCGGCUAAUAGUUGGAUCGCUAUUUCCGGCACACUCUGCGAGACAAAUCCUGUGCCCAUACCGAAGGGAGCGCUUGAAUUCGUAUUCCAUCAUAAAAACUUAGGCGUGCUGUCGACGUUACGAAUCGGACAUGACAACACGGGAAUGUCACCGAAGUGGAUGGUGGAGCACGUCGUGGUGAGGAACGAGGUGACGGGACAUACGUUCAAGUUCCCUUGCGGUCGUUGGCUGGGCCGAGGAAUAGAUGAUGGAUCUACUGAGCGAUUGUUAGUGGGCGCCUUAGUACCUCGAAGUAUCGACAGCGAGGAGCUGGUGGAAUCGUGCUCCACACCUCCGAGAUGUAGAUCACCUAGUAUACCGAGACGUCCCAUAUUGUCUCAAGUCGAGCUGCAGCAUAUGCUCGGUGAAGCUGUGAACGCUAUAGUCAAAUAUCACUACAGGAGAGAAUGCCAGGAUGGUUCCUUGACAGCGCUGUUGUGCGGAGAAGGCGGCCUGGUGCCGUCCUUGGAGCAGAUUUUUUUAUUCGGCUUCAAGAACCAGAGAAUCUUCGGCAGGAACUUCUACGUGUGGGAUUAUUUUCUGCGCGUGAAGGAAAAUUUCGAGAUAUCCUUGCUGGAAGAAAUGGACGAGUACUCGCAGAGGCUUAACCGGGACAGAAGAGCGCAUGCGGAGAGCAGCCAGAGAUUCACGAUUUUGAGAUGUUAUUGCCAUCUUAUCGAUCAAAUUAAUAUGUUCAGCCAGACUUUAGGAAAGGACGGCAAGUUCCAGUUAUUCAUCUGCCUGGCGGCGAGAGAGCAGCUACUUCAUCCGAUGUUACGGCCAAUGAGUGACGCGCGUUCCACGACGGAAAUGUACGAGGAAAACUCGUUUCUGAGGAAUCCUACGCUGUUGACCUUCCUCAUUCACAUUCUCGAGCCGCUGAGCGAGUUCCACAUUGUUCUCGAGAAGAGUUUGACUCACGGAAUCUCUAGUAUAUGUUAGUACUUGCCGAAACGUACGGAUGUACGUUGAAAAAUCGUCACGGAUAUUUCUGUGUUCUCCCGGUGAAAUAUGUCCGAAAAGACGAAGACAAUUUGUUAAAACUCCACGCGUAUCCGCCCGACGUGAUCGGCAAGAACUUGUCAUCCGUCGCUCUAUCGCGUUCUUAAUCGCCGACGGGCUGCAGAACGAGAUCAAGUCUUUCCUAGUCGGGGACACACGCGUCUCUCGGUCGCGCGAUAGAAACUCGUCGUCGUGCUCCAAAAGACGACGAGCUCGAUUGUUAUAUUACGUAGAACGAUAGAGGAAGCUCGGCGAAUUUUAUCAUUGAGAUGAAAAAAGAGAUUAAUGAAAAGGAUUUAAUAAUACAUAUACAUAUAUAUAUUAAAACUAAAGACUGUUACCGGGAAUGUAGCUGUAUAAUAGACGUUUAUAGGUGACAAAUUAACGGCGAGAAAUUAAACGCGAGAUUUAUGAGAUAAUAUAAUGUUAAACAAAGAGCAUAGAUCCUGCCCUAUUUCAGAAGCUUGCGAUAUUAUGACCGGUGAUAAAGCAAAAGAAAGGAAGAGAAAUGAGAAAUAAUUAAUAUAAACGGAAUAUGUUCGGGCUAUCUUGCCGUAACUAUUAACUGGAAAAUGGUGGAGAGUUCGUUGAAAUAUUGAUACUAAUGAUGACUCAUGUACCAAAGAUGUGAUCCUACUUAAUCAGUAGUAUUUUAUAUUAUCGUUAUUGUCAUUAAGUCGUUUAGUUUCUUCAUUAUUCUACACUUUUCGUAUAUCUCAGUCGGACACACGCGCGCAAUCUUUUCGAAUCCCGACGUUUUACUCGCUCGCGGGGAAACUAUUUUCCGAAAUUUUAACAUGUACGAGAAAUUCGUACACGAGAUACCUAUAUAUACAUACAUACAUAUAUACAUACAUAUAUAUACACAUAACUCGCUCACUCAUACAUAUACAUACAUACCAUGUUACAUUACAUUUUUUUAAUGGCUGUGCUUCAAUACUUGCGUGUUAUGAGAUUGAAUAUAACUGUCCUGAGCGUGAGUGUUGUACUAACAUGACAAUUUUAUAUUAUGAUGCGUAUUAUUACAUCGGUCGUAUACCGAACUUCGGCGAAGUGUAUAUUUCCCAAGAGUCCUUCGUACGUAACCGAGUACCUCGUGAUAUUUUAUCCAAAUGGUCGCUCUUUUAUUCCGUUUCUUUUCCUGUUUUCACGCCGCCCCUCCGAUGCUCCCGCGGUUUUAUAUUCGAUCGAUCAUUUGUACGAUACACCCGUCGGUAUAGAUACAUGUUAAUUAUAACUGCGAUACAAAAGAGAGAGAGAAAGAAGGAAGCGACGAAACUUUGUCGAAUUGCACCGCGAACGGACCAAACGAUGUGUUUAGAUCGUUGUGUCUCUCUUUAUCUCUUUCUCUCUCUCUCUUUCUCUCUCUCCUCGAGAAAGAGGAAAGUCCGAGUGUUACGUCGAUCAGAAAAUCUCGUACUCGUUUUCCUCUUGUCUAACUUAUAAUAUGAGGAGACCAUACUUCGACUACAGAUCGACUUGACAUUUCCUUGAUCCGAAGUUGUCAUUAUUACCGACUUUGCAUGCCCAUUACCAUUCUUCAUAAGUAAUACGAGAUAAUAAUGUUUAUUCUAAAAAAAGAGAAAGAAAGGAAAUAAUCCCAAAGUACAAUCUUAUAUGCGUCUGGCGCAAACUCGCAACUGCAUUCGAUAGUUAAGAUAACCAUUCGAUUUCUCGAUUUCCAAAGUGCUCAUCAAGUUCCCACGCGAUAUCGUCGGAUAUUUCGUCGCGAUUGCGACCGAAUGUGAAAUUGUCGUUGGUCAAAAGCAUUUUCGCCCGGCAUUCUCUCGUUCGUCGUGUCUGGCGCCGGCGAAAUUGCAUCUUUACGAUACGAUGCGCGAUUCUCCGAUCCGUCGUUCUAAUUUAUCUUCAUUACGCGUCGAGGCCGAGUUGACAAAAUUUCGUUCUCACGCGUUGCGUAUCGUGUCGUCGUUUUAAUGAGAAAGAAAGAAAAAAGAUGUAGAAAAACUGUGUCAUUCAUGAAGGGACCCAGCAAACAACGACGUCAAAUGACGCAUCAAUGGCGUCUCUAACAUUAAUAACAUGUCAUUUGACGUAGUUCUGCUGCUUGGGGAGCGAAAAGGAAGGGCAAAGAUGGAUUUUCUUCCUCGAACCAAUAAUAUUUGGACGUUAUCUGGCGAGAAAGCCGAUACCCUGAUGUUAUGUAUAUUGUGAUCGUUUCUAGACUGAGGAAAUAAUAUCCGUAAUGUAUCUUCGUAAAUGUACAUCGUGUCUCCUUGAUUGUCGCCGGAUACGUGUUGCGCGCCUCGCAUUUUACGUCGCGGUCACGUCAAAGCGAAGCCGUCGAAGUGAUCAGCAAAUACUUCAAAACACGGGCGUUUUAUACGAAAAAUAUCUCGAAUUACAUGUUUUUAUCUAUCUCUCUUUACUAGUAUUAUUGUACAUGCGCACUUUAUAACAUAACGUAUAAACAGCUCGAAUGAGUACAAAAUUGUGCAUGGAAAUAGCAAAUUUGUUUAUAUCAAUUAAAUGUCUGGUGAGAUAUGAACAAGCCAGAAAUUCCGAUUGAAGUUACCAGAAUUCCGUUCAAGUUAGCAAGAUUUCUGGUCAAGUAGAACUCGCAACUGUUGAACUUGAAGAGAAAUCUUGUCUGAUUAACCCUUUCAGGACAGGAGACAUCUUUUGAUGUUUUACGGCCUUCAUGUAUUUCAGAAACUAUCGACUCGAUAUUCACAAAAAUUGGUACGUAGAGGUUUUUCGGGAUGCUCUUUCCAAAUUUGAAGUAAAAAGUAUAAAAUUCAAAAUGGCGGAUCAAAUAUAGUGAUUUUCAAGAUGCAAAAUUAUAUAAAUAUGACUCAGUUUCCGUGGAACUUACUCUUUAAAUUUGAAUUAGUGAAAUUCUUUACUGAUUUUCAAUUUCGCUCUUCUUGAAGCUCAUUCAGUACCACACAAACUUUAGUUAGCAGCAGACUGGAACAAAUGACAUUUACAAUAUAUUUACAUAUUAUAUACAAAUAUUCGAUUUCAGUUCUCUAAAAAGUUUCAUAGUUCAAAUUUCACGGAAAUUGAGUAAUAUUUAUAUUAUUUGUUAUUUUUCCGCCAUAUUGGACCAGAAUUUUAAAAAUCUAAAUUCAGAUUCAGAAUUUUAAAAAUCUAAAUUCAGAUUCGAAUUCCACGACCCCAAAAAUCCAUAGAAUACUUCCCUAUAAUUAUCUCCCCGAGCAACCUUCCGUCCUGAAAGGGUUAACCAGAGUCUUGUUAAUUUGAAUAGCAUUCUGGUAACUCGAAACGCAAUUUUGGUUCGUUCAUGUUUCAUCAGACAUUUGGCUAAUCCGAUCAAAUCUCUUUUUCCGUGUAUAAAAGAAAAAAAAGAACAAAGUGCGCCCCGACGACGGCGAUUGCUUCUGCCACGUGACCGCGAGUGAAUCGCGCCGAUUCAAUACUCAUUGUAGUCUACACUUAAAGCCGCGAUUAGUUCGAAACCCGUUUCUUACCGCGAGGUCGUUGCUCUGUAUAUAUAUACGUACGUGGAUUAUACCGACAAGCUUCGUGUAAUGUGUGCAUAAGGACUUUUACAAAGCAUAUGUUACGUAAGGUGUAUAUAUUAUAUAUUGCAAGGCAUAUUAUUGUACAGUAGAAUAAAGCAUUAUCAUGAGGGAUCUGAUGGAAUUCGUUAGACCAUUUCGCUCGCACGGCGAGAGCGCAUUUCGCGCUCCCCUCUCAUCCGGGGACUCUUGACACGUUGACCGUCACGAUGGGGGUCACCGGCGACCCGUGCUAUGAUUUCGCCGCGUUAAAUUAAUUUACGCGUAAGGCGUAACUAAUUGCACAUAACGAAUUAAAUGUGAGGGAGCUAAUAAAAAGCUGCCUGAGGAAUACACGCAGCGGAAAAUGUAUGCGCUCAUCAUCGUGACUUUGCUUAUUCAAAUCUCAAAUUGCCGACUUCAGAGCAAUUCACGAAGAUCCGCGAGACGGUCAACGCAUUAUAAUAACAUGAUGUAAUACAGUAGUAAGGGAAUGUUGAUAGAACGCAGUAGUAUAGUUACGAAGUAAUGAAACACUCGAGAAUGAGCGCUCGAUUUGUGCUCUGUUUUCGACGAAAUAUUCACGCGUGAUCUUUGUGAGGAAGUAAUACACGGAGAAAAUUUUAUUAAUAGAAAUUA
Odontomachus brunneus is the source of this 8486-nucleotide messenger RNA. It is a transcript of the gene pns, whose product is annotated as DENN domain-containing protein 5B. The record is from RefSeq and is a predicted model, not a curated record. Gene Ontology annotation, molecular function: small GTPase binding; guanyl-nucleotide exchange factor activity. The coding region runs from base 277 to 4302 and encodes 1341 amino acids. Lineage: Eukaryota; Metazoa; Arthropoda; Insecta; Hymenoptera; Formicidae. The transcript is spliced from 20 exons.